CGGGAUCUCCUUAAAUGCCUCCAGAUCAGCUUUUGGUUCAGUAGUGACAGCCCUAGAAUAAGUCUUGGGUUAGUGACCAUCGUUGACAGGGUCUUACCCUGUGGUCCUUAGGAAGUCGGUCAGUAGGUUUAUGUCCGGGUAGGUCCAAGUGGUGAGGAGUGGGACCUUUGUCGUGCACCUGACACCACCAUGGUAGACACCCGGCGCGGCACCUCCACUAUGCCGUACACAAAGGAGGAGGAGGCGAAGAUGGCCGCCAUCCUGCAGGAGAGAAAGGAGAAGAAGGAGGCCAAGAAGAAGGMYUUGAAGGARGAGCAVGCRRCCAAAUUGAAGAAGAUGGAAGAAGAGAUGGCCAGGGAGAAAGAGAGGUUAAAGAAGGAAGAAGAAGAGAAACUGAAGGCGGUGGAUGAAGAAGAGGACGGUCCGCCACUGCAAAGGAGUAGUGGGCAGCCUAGUAGUAGUACCGGUGGAGACCUAGACAAGAGGAUAUCUGAAUGGGUUGCCAACCUGACUGUGGGAGAAGAGGAAGAGGUUAGUAUGUAUAUCCUGCAGGAUCAGCAAGAAGCUGCCAUGAAGGCUUGGGAUGCAGAGAAAGACCCUCUUAAGCGUCAAGCGUUGGAAGACGAGAAGAGGAUGGAAUGGAAAUUAGCGGUGAUGAGGGAGAAGAAGAGGAGAAUUGACAAGGCAGCGGGGGCGGCAGAGGCCUUAGAGGAAGUGAAGAACAUAGAGGCGCAAUUAGCCGCCCAGCCCGAUCCCCCGAAUCAGAUUGGGAAGAGGGAGGAAAACUUUGACAAUUGGGAGGCCAACGUUAAGACCUAUGUGCACUUGCAACAGGUCUCCCCAGAUCAGCAAGUCCUAAUUGCUAUCCACGCGCUGAGAGAUGAGGCCGCCAGUUUUGCAAGGUCCCUAGUUCGCGCUGCCAACUGUAGUSAUGAUCCCGUUGCGUACUCCUCAUUUACGUCCCUCACCGAAUUCCUGAAGUUGCUGCACGAGCGAUUUGCUAAUGUCGCUCGCAGUGUCAAGRCCUCAGACAAGCUCCAAACCAUCCAUUCUCGUAAAUGGAAGAGUGCCAAGGCGCUCAAGGGUACAAUGGAUGAGUUGGUGGCCGUCCCUGACCAUGGGGUCACAGAGGGCCAGUUGGUCAACCUCUUUUACCGGGCUAUGCCCGAAGCCUUUCGAGGGCAGUUCUUCGUGAAGAGCGAAGACCCUGCCACCACUUACGAUUCCCUUAGUCGUGAGGUGGUGGCUUUUGAAGCGAAGUCAGUGUCCCUCUCUACCUUCUGGCAUAAGGAUUUGGACAAGGGAAAGCAAUGGAAAGGCCGCACUAUCUCAGGGCAGGUAAAGACCAAGGAUAGCCUUGUCCUGACUUUAGAUGAGGGUAGUGUGGAUGAGAUUCCCUACGAUCAGAUUGAGUGGGGGCUAGAGGAGGCGGUCAGCGGUGUGGGCCAGGGGAGAUCCUACGCUGUUGUCGCGGCCGGAGGGAGGCCGCAAGGAGGAAGAGGCCAGGGCCAAGGGGGCCGGGCCUCAGGGAGCCGGUUUCAGGGCCAUCAGGGGGUUGGCGGCAGAGGAGGAAACCGCCAAGCGGGAGGGAGGGGUCAAGGUCCUUCGCAAAACCGCCGGUGUCUAGACAACUGUCCCGAAACUGCUUGUGUUAGAGUUUCACUAGACACCUCCCUCACAGGCGUGGCCGAAGAGUUGAAGGAGAGGAUGCCCGCCUGGGCCAAGAUGAAGAAGGAGAACAAAGGGCAGYUUAUAUUACUAGAUACAVARAUYUUUAGAAGUAGAGUAGGGGCCCUAGUAGACUCAGGGGCCACUCGCAGCUAUAUUAGUAGGAAAGCGCUGCAGAAGUUGAGGCUAGGACUUAAAGUCCAGAAACUGACAGACCCCAUAGUUAGUAUCCUCGCGGACAAUCGUACUAUGAUUGUAGAGGAUUACGUAGAGGGAGUCCAGGCGUAUUUCCGCCUAGAGAAAGAUGGGAAAGUGGAGAAGGUCCUCCACUCCCUGACUCUCCUCGUAGAGGACAGCCUCCCAUUUGACAUUGUCCUAGGAAUGGAUUGGGGAGAGGCAGUCGGGGCCACGCUCGAUUUGAAGGAGCACGAGUGUAGGCUCCCUAGUUCGUCAGGCGAGGCCAAGACUGCCCGCCUAUUCCAUGUGUCAGGGGUAGAGAAUUCCUUGGCGCACUGCUGCCUUAGUGCCCCCGCGUUCGACAGACUGGUGAAGAAGGAGGGAUUGGAGGAACAGGUCUUUGUUGCCUAUGUUAGGCCGGUGACUGAGCCUACGAAGGAGAAGCCGAGGGACCCCGCGAUUGCCAAGCUGCUGGAAGAGUUUAAGGAUUUGACUGAGCCGCCGACAGGCACGGUGCCGCGGCCCAUCCAGCACCGUAUUGAGAUAGAGCCUGGCAGUAGAACUCCUAAGGGUGCGGUGUAUAGGAUGUCCCCGCGGGAGUUAGAAGAGCUGCAGAAACAGUUGGACGAGCUCCUUUUGGAGCCCCUGUUCUCUUUGACCCUCGAAGAGCAUCAGGGUCAUCUCAGGCAGGUCUUGGAGAAGUUGAGGGAAGCUAACUUCAAGAUCAAUGCAAAGAAGUGUGAUUGGGCAAAGACCCAWGUUCUGUACCUAGGCCACGUCUUAGACGGAGACGGCGUUAAGCCAGAAGAUAGCAAGAUCCCAGCGAUUAGAGAUUGGCCCACGCCACGUACGCUGACAGAGUUGCGCUCGUUCCUGGGCCUAGCUAACUACUAUAGGAAGUUCGUGAGGAACUUCUCCACCAUCGCUGUGCCCCUUCGCAGAUUGCUGAGAAAAGAGACAAUCUGGAAGUGGGACAAGGACUGCACGUCUGCCAUGAAGAAGCUAAAGCAGGCAUUGAUAGAGUAUCCGGUCCUUAAGGUCGCCGGUCCGUCCUUGCCUUUUGUCGUUACCACGGAUGCUAGCCAGUACGGCAUAGGCGCAGUGUUACAGCAAGACGAUGGCAAUGGCUAUAGCAAUGGCUAUAGACCUGUAGAGUUCAUGUCCGCCAGGAUGCCUUCAGAGAAGGUCGCGACAUCUACCUAUGAAAGGGAACUCUACGCUCUCAGGCAAGCCUUAGACCACUGGAAGCACUACUUGCUUGGGAGGCACUUCAAAGUCUAUUCUGACCAUGAGACAUUACGAUGGUUAAAGACGCAGGCCAAGAUGACACCUAAGCUUGCUAGGUGGGCCGCAGAGAUAGAUCAGUAUGACUUUGAGCUCAAGCCUGUCAAAGGGAAGUACAACGUAAUCGCGGAUGCUCUGAGUAGGAGAGCGGAUUACUUUGGGGCAAUAGUACAUUACCUCGAUAUAGGGAAGGACCUGCAGCAGAGGGUUAGAGAAGCUUACGCGCAGGACCCUGAGCUCUUUAAGAAAGUCAAGGAGGCCCCAGAGACUGAACCGAAUUACCGCACUACCGAAGGGUUGCUUUUUGAGAAGACUAAUGUGUCUGACCGCCUAUGCAUCCCCAAUAGCGAAGAGAUUCGUAGUCUGAUUCUGGGCGAAUGCCAUGACACAGAGGGUCACUUUGGUUGGCAAAAGACUUUAGCCAAUCUUAUGCGUGCGUAUACCUGGCCAGGGAUGAAGAAUGACUGCGUAGAGUAUGUUCGCAGUUGCAAAGUCUGCCAGCGUAAUAAGAGUUCUACGUGCGCCCCCCUAGGUCUUCUCAGACCCUUGCCCAUUCCGGAUCAGCCGGGAGACUCAGUGUCAAUAGAUUUCAUGGACACUCAAGUCAAGACCAGGCAUGGCAAGAGCCAAGUCAUGGUCAUAGUUGACCGCUUUAGCAAGUACGCAGUUUUUGUUCCUUUGCCUUCAGAGGCGCGUACUGAUUUAGUCAUACAGAGGUUCUUUGACUGUUGGGUUAGUGAGAACGGAAUCCCGCUGUCAAUAGUUAGUGAUAGAGAGUCGUUUCACCAGCCAGAACUGGCAAGAACUCGUGGGAGUGUAUGGAUCUAAGUUAUUGAUGUCGUCCGGCCGCCAUCCAGAGACUAACGGUCAGACGGAGCAAAUGAACAAGAUCCUACAGC
Molecule: messenger RNA, 4028 nt
Organism: Chara braunii
Lineage: Eukaryota; Viridiplantae; Streptophyta; Charophyceae; Charales; Characeae
Source: the annotation of a GenBank genome assembly